UUCCUUUCUCUCUCUAAAAAGUUUCAACCUUUCUCUCUCCUCUGUAUUAAUUUCGCAUUCAAAUUUACAGCCCAAUUCUUUCCUUUUGUUCUUCCAAGUAAAACCCAUCUUUUAUAUUUGUCACAUUCUUCUUCUUCCUCUUUAAACUGACAGAGGGACCAGAAAAGCCCCAAUUUUUAUUAGGGUUUGGUAUUCUCUGCAUGCAGAUUAAGCUGAAAUGGGUGACCUUGGAGAGGUUGGACCUGAAAUUAGUUCGGAUAUAGAGGAGGACUUGAGGUGUGAUAAUAUAGCGGAGAAAGAUGUUAGUGAUGAGGAGAUUGAUCCGGAAGAGCUUGAGAGACGAAUGUGGAAGGAUCGAAUCAAACUCAAAAGGAUCAAGGAAAAGCAGAAGCUUGAGGCCCAAAUGGCUGCGGAAAAGCAGAAGCCCAAGCAGUCAUCUGAUCAGGCUCGAAGGAAGAAAAUGUCGAGAGCACAAGAUGGGAUUCUAAAGUAUAUGUUGAAGUUGAUGGAAGUGUGCAAAGCUCGUGGAUUUGUGUAUGGUAUAAUUCCUGAGAAGGGCAAGCCAGUAAGCGGUGCUUCUGAUAACAUCAGAGCUUGGUGGAAAGAAAAAGUGAAGUUUGAUAAGAAUGGCCCUGCAGCCAUAGGCAAGUAUGAAGCGGAGAUUCUUGCCAUGACUGAUGCAGACACUAACCGAAAUGGUAAUUCCCAGAGCAUCCUCCAAGAUCUACAAGAUGCAACUCUUGGUUCUCUACUGUCUUCGUUGAUGCAACAUUGCGACCCCCCUCAAAGGAAGUAUCCAUUAGAAAAGGGAAUUCCUCCCCCUUGGUGGCCAACAGGGAAUGAAGAUUGGUGGGUGAAAUUAGGGAUACCCCAUGGUCAGAGUCCUCCUUAUAAGAAGCCACAUGACUUAAAGAAGAUGUGGAAAGUUGGGGUGUUAACAGCUGUGAUAAAGCACAUGUCCCCUGAUAUUGCAAAGAUAAGGCGGCAUGUCCGCCAGUCAAAAUGCUUACAGGAUAAGAUGACAGCAAAGGAGAGUGCAAUUUGGUUGGGGGUUCUAAGCCGAGAAGAAGCCCUCAUCCGGCAGCCCAGUAGUGAUAAUGGGACAUCUGGCAUAACUGAGAUGCUAUGUCGUGGCCGUGGUGAAAAGCAUGCUACUGCUAGUGGUAAUAGUGAUUAUGAUGUUGAUGGCACUGAUAAGGAGUUAAUCGAUGCCGGAUCUGUUUCAUCCAAAGAUGACAGGAGGACUGAGCUGAUAGAUGUAGAGCCAUCUAGUAAUCUACGCAAUGGUACUACGACUAAUCGUGUCCAAGGUAAAGAGAAAGGUGAAAAGCGAACGAAGAGAAAAAGGUCUCCUGUAAGACCAAGCUCUGAUGAUCAACUUCCUGCACCAAUUGUGAGUGAGCAUAUGCAUGUUGAACCAAUAAAUGCUUUGCUUGAUAUAAACCACACUGAUGCACAGAUGAUUGGAUUUCCAAUUCAUGAAGAUCAUCAGGAAAAUGUUUCAGUCACAACUUUACGGCCACAAGUGCAUGAUCUUGGUGUCCAAGCAUUACCAGCGUCCGGGUUUAACUACUAUGCUGAUGUACCUGAUGAUGGUGCACUUGCAACGACACAGAGCAUGCAUGUGGGUGGAACACCCAUGCUUUAUUAUGGGGUGCAAAGUGCUGAGAUGCAUCAUGGAAAUAUGUUUGACCUUUAUAAUCCAUCUGCAGAAUAUGUGCCCGGUCAUGAGAGGCAGCAGUCUCAGAUUGUGAUGAAUGAACCUCAAAUUGGACCAGCAGAUGGAGUCCCUAUACAAACAGUUAGAAAUGGAAAUGAGAUUACUGGAGGAGAUUUACCCUUCUAUAAGGACCCAUUUCUGAGUGAGCAAGACAGAAUGGUCGAUCCUAACUUUGAUCUUGGGGUAAUAUUCAACAGCCCAUUCCGACCUGACCUUGGAUUUGAGGGCACUGCUUCAUUCGAUGAUGAACUGGAUGUGAUGUCAUACUUUGCAGCAUAACUUGUAAGAAUUCAAGCCGCAUAGCUUAGAAUGUAAGCCGUAUUUCUCUCUUGUGCCACCAUAUUUAUAAUCUGUGUCAGAAUUGAUCAUGAUUCUUUUCUUUUAGGAAAAAGAGAAGUCAAGGGAAUGAUGGUAUUUAGUGUUAUAGUUUCCUUUCACUUAUCUUUAAUAAGAAUGAAACCCCUGGGGUUCAUGUAAAUAGUUGAUUUUUUAGGCUGGAUAAAUGUCGUAGUUAUGAUUAUUUGGUCAA
This is a messenger RNA of Fragaria vesca subsp. vesca, 2249 nucleotides long. RefSeq names its product ETHYLENE INSENSITIVE 3-like 3 protein-like. Gene Ontology annotation, cellular component: nucleus. The coding region runs from base 218 to 1999 and encodes 593 amino acids. Gene Ontology annotation, molecular function: DNA-binding transcription factor activity; DNA binding. The record is from RefSeq and is a predicted model, not a curated record. The transcript has 2 exons. NCBI's taxonomy places the organism in Eukaryota, Viridiplantae, Streptophyta, Magnoliopsida, Rosales, Rosaceae.